CACAGGAACUUGGAAUGCGCGAAGAUGGUGACCUAUAUUUUGCGACUAUCAGCCUGCUCAAAGCACCACCGGAAUACAUCCCAUCCCGCUGGGAUUUAUUAACUUGGCUCCAAAUACCACCUUCCAAGCCGAUCAAUGUUUCGCCGACUAUGUACGACUUCUACUUUCAGUCGAAGCUCCCUUCAGAGGUCUUAGACCAAUUUUUUGUAAGAUCAUCUAAGGCGUCUACCCGUGUGUGGGGUGACUUGAUACAACCUAUUGCCAACCCACCCGUUACAGGCACAACGGAGGAUUCAUUUCACGCAUUUUGGGACGCACUCAUUGUCAACCCUUUUAGG
Molecule: messenger RNA, 338 nt
Organism: Paraglomus brasilianum
Lineage: Eukaryota; Fungi; Glomeromycota; Glomeromycetes; Paraglomerales; Paraglomeraceae
Source: the annotation of a GenBank genome assembly